Messenger RNA from Epinephelus lanceolatus (giant grouper), 4415 nucleotides. RefSeq names its product cyclin dependent kinase 10 (gene cdk10). Gene Ontology annotation, biological process: protein phosphorylation; regulation of mitotic cell cycle. Gene Ontology annotation, cellular component: nucleus. Lineage: Eukaryota; Metazoa; Chordata; Actinopteri; Perciformes; Serranidae. The record is from RefSeq and is a predicted model, not a curated record. Gene Ontology annotation, molecular function: cyclin-dependent protein serine/threonine kinase activity; ATP binding.
ACAUUACUAACUUGCUGGCCCUUUAAGCACAUUUCUACUUUUAGUGCUACUGCAACUACAUCCAUUCUUAAGCCUAAUAUUUGCUCACUCUGUACUUCAGUUACAGCCAUGUAUGCCAUGCUGUUUUUGAGAGGACUAGUGUGACUGCAUCUGUGGCUCAAUCCUUAUCAAGUAGAAAGGCUAGAGUUGUAAUUUCUGUAUUUUUACUUUAUUACAGUCUUCGAAGAAAGACUCAAACUGGACUUCUCCAACACCACCCGGCGGCAGAACCGCAGAGACAACGUGUUUCCGUGCGGUAUCCCCGCCUGUUCAAACUCCGGGAAAGCACCCAGUUGUCCCGUUGGUGGCCCAAACCAAAACACUAUGGCGGCGUCCAACUGAGUGAGCUGCGGCCUGACGAGCUACAGACACAGCGGACGACACUCCUGUCUUCAGAGGUUAAAAACGACUCUUAAAUUAAAGUAUGGACGCCGUUGGAGAAGACGAACCGGACCCCAUAAAGCUCAAGUCUAUCAAGAACAACAAAACAUUCACAGUGCCUCAAAAUGACAGGUUUGGGAGCUGCAGAAGUGUCAGAGAGUUUGAGAAACUCAACCGCAUAGGAGAAGGAACAUACGGCAUUGUGUACCGAGCGCGAGACACAAAGUCAGAUGAAAUUGUAGCAUUAAAGAAAGUCCGGAUGGACAAAGAGAAAGAUGGGAUCCCCAUCAGUAGCCUCAGAGAGAUCACUCUGCUGCUGAGGCUGAGACAUCCCAACAUAGUGGAACUGAAAGAAGUGGUUGUUGGCAGCCAGCUAGAGAGCCUGUUUCUGGUGAUGAGUUACUGUGAACAGGAUCUGGCCAGUCUGCUGGAAAACAUGCAGACACCGUUUUCUGAGGCUCAGGUAAAGUGUAUUGUCCUUCAGCUGCUCAGAGGCUUGGAGUAUCUCCACCACAACUUCAUUAUACACAGGGACCUGAAGGUGUCCAAUCUGCUGAUGACAGACAAAGGCUGCGUUAAGAUUGCUGAUUUCGGGCUGGCCAGAAUGUACGGCAUCCCACAGCAGCCCAUGACGCCUCGAGUGGUCACACUGUGGUACAGAGCUCCAGAGCUCCUCCUAGGGACCAAGACCCAGACUACAGCCCUGGACAUGUGGGCUGUCGGCUGCAUCCUGGCUGAGCUGCUGGCUCACAAACCUCUGCUGCCAGGAACCUCGGAGAUCCAGCAGGUCGACCUGAUAGUUCAGCUGCUGGGAACACCCAAUGAAAACAUUUGGCCGGGUUUUUCUCAGCUGCCCCUCAUUGGUCAGUACAGUCUGAGGAAGCAGCCGUACAACAACCUGAAGAAUAAAUUCACCUGGCUGUCUGAUGCUGGACACCGACUGCUCAACCUGCUCUUUAUGUACAACCCACAGCGCAGAGCUACUGCCAAAGAUUGUUUGGAGAGCUCCUACUUCAAAGAGAAACCUUUACCCUGUGAACCAGAGCUGAUGCCAACCUUCCCCCACCAUCGCAACAAGCGGGCUGCUCCUGCGGCAGAGAGCCACUCGAAACGGAGCAAAGUGUGAUGGAGACUGUAACGACGAGACAUUGGACUCAAAGACAAACCUGUGGUGGUGACAUUCUUACAAAUGUGCACUCAAAGGAUGGACGUUGGUGUCUGGCCACGCUAGAUCUGCUCUUAAAGACUUACUCUGGAACUUUGAGCAAAUGCAAAGCAGAACAGUUCGUAUCAGUUUCAGCACAGCCACAGCAAACAGACUCGGAUUAACACAUUGCUGGACGGCUUUCACAGAGCUCUGUGUUCGGUAUAAUGCAGCAGAAGUCGUGAAAAUUUCGAAAGGCUGCAAGAGCACAUUUUCUGCUGUAGAUCUGGUUGUUUGCAGCACUGUUCAUGGGCUCAGUAGAAAUCUCCUCUCUUAGGUUUCUGAAGUAUUUCUUAAUAUUCACAUUGCUGCCAAGGUCUGCGCGCUAAAUGAAGCGAUAGUAAUGAGGACAAUGUUGCCUUGACAGAUAUGCUGAGGUAUUUCGUCCUUUGUGUGGAGCAUUUGUCACAUUUUUAGAUGUGCUAUUGUAACCGUCUCUGCUGUUCUGAUAAAACUAUGAAAGGGCACGGCAACAAGGAACUGAACCAACUUGCAUAAGCUCAGUCUGCCCACAGAAACACUGGGUCUGUGUGACAGCCUCUCGUAGGGAUUUGAGCAGAAGAAUCAAAGGAAACGAGUUUGUGGCAAAAUCAUAAAAAGCUCUCAGGUUUGGUCCUCUCAGCAUCAGUAUAAUGUCGAUGACCAGCUGUGUGUCCUGUCGAAGUGUCCUUGAGCAGAAAUACUGAACUCCUCAAUGUACUUGCUUAUUGUUAUUGUUAAAGGAAUAGUUUGACUUUUUGGGAAAUAUGCUUAUUCCUUAUUCCAGAGUUAGAUAAGAAGAUUGAUACCACUCUGAGAUGUCUGCAGGCUAAAUACGUAGCUAGUUCUUAUGUUGAGCUAACAGGCUGCUGGCUGUAGCUUCAUAUUUACUGCAGAGCCCUAAGAUUUGUAUCAGUCUUCUCAGGGUAUUCCUUUAAGAGCCUCAGCUUCAAUGCCUAAAUGUACUGUAAAUAAAGAGUGGCCUCAUUAGAAGAAAUCACUGAGAAGUGGUGUUGACUCCCAGCUGUCAAUAAAUAGGUAAAGAUGAUGGGAGAACUGUCUCAGACAGAUAUUUACUUAACUGGAAUAGAUACUGAUAAUGUAACUGUGGAGCGGUGAUACCCAGCUUACUUUGCCAGGGGGUCCUUAAUGCAAGAUGACAGGAGGCCAGGGGCCAGUUGCAGCAGCCCUGUACAAGUCAGGUGUAUGCAUGGGCGUUUCCAGGAUCUGAGAAGUUAGCCCAGAUCCCCGUUGGCAGGGUCUGAGGAGUCUUUCCCUGGGACUUUUUUUCAUAGUGUGAAUACAUUUAUUUUUAUUUUGACUUAGAAAACAGCUGGCGAGCCUCCCGGCAGCCUGUCAUAGGCCAGAUUUGGCCUGUGAGCCGCAAGUUGAGUAUCACUGCUGUAGAGCCUCUGAAUAUGCUUGAACAGACAGUUCACCCCACAAUCAAAGAACAUAUUUUUCCUCUUGCCUGUAGUGCUGUUAUCAAUCUGGAUUGUUUGAACACAGUAAAAAUACAUUUGAAAACCUAACAGCAAUAUCUCUCUCCAGAAAUCAUGACCCGAUUACUCAGGAUUAUUCACAGACUUUGUCGUGAGCAGUUUCAUGAACGGUUUUCUUUCUACUGAACUACACCCGCCAACUGUAUCGCCGCACAGAAGGAUGUGCAAAUACUGCUAGUUCACCUAGCACCACUGAGCUAGCUAAUGUUAUAGCUCAGCCCAGGAAGAUGCUAUUAAUAGCCCCUUUUACACUGCCUUUUUAAGGUGGGAAUUUUACGCCAUUAUACUGCCUCGCCAUUCUGUAUAAAAGGAACAGUCACGGAAUGCGGGGACAGAGUUGUCUCACCAUAAAGUCACCAUGGGAGGUAGUAACAGCCUCAAAAAGGGACAGCCAGCAGGAUGGGAUCAUGGGUGGCACGGGUAUGAUGUUUUGGCAACGUAUUAUGUGUGCAACCCAUUGAAGGACAUUUAAAAAGUAGCUGAUAGCAGUUAGCAGCAAAUUUAAAAAAAAAAGACGAAUAGUGGCCAGAAAUGUCUAAAAAUUGAGAAACAAUGUGGUCUGGGAGCCCUCCGAGCAGAGGACAAGAUCAGCCAAUAUUUAACACAGAGAGUAAAUGACUGUUAUUGCCAUUGUUAUUGUUUAUAAAGUGCUGCUGACGCAUAUGUGUUACGUUACACUAGAGGCUGGCGCUGUUGUGCUACAAGACACACCUCUUUUGCUUCCAUGAUGCGGGCAUGCUGUCUAAAAUCACACACUGGGGUGACAUAAUGUUACUGUUGUUUGGUUUUGUGUAAAAAUGCAAAGCUGGCAUGAAGAAGAGACUUCACAGCGGCCUAAUAGUGCAAAUUCUGUGUGAGAAGGGCAAAUGCUACAUCUCAUGCUGUCACAAGUGCGAGCCUCUCACCUGUUGGUAGAUGCAGGCUUCCUCCUCACAGUGAUACAGAUGGCGUGUGCAGAUAAGUAGAAAGAAAAUACUAGUUUUCACAUGAAACUGUUCACAACAAGGUCUGUGGAAUAUCUUAAAUACUGAGUCAUGAUUUCUGUAAAGAGACAUUGCUGUUGAGUUUAUUAAAUGUAUUUUUGUGGAGCUUUGAGCACCACAUGCUGAGUGUCAUUUAGUUCCAUUAGAUAGGAGAAAAGGCAGACAUCUCUACAGCCGAUAUCUCUAACACUCGGCAACCCUCGCCAAAACAAUCCAGACUGAUAAACAGCUCUACAGGUAAGAGGAAACAUGUAUUUAGGUUUUUUCAGGUGAACUGUCCCUUCAUACCAUCAGCUAUUAAACACAAUAAAACUGUCAAACCGGCAA